ACGCACUUGCGUUUUGAAGGGUGCACACACUAUCCAGUGGCAGUAUGUUCUAGUGAUAACUCCAAUGGUUCGACAACGCGCAUUCAGUCGCCUUCGGCCUCUUUUUAAGGAACCUUGCCAUGUCUAGGGCUUGCGCUGUGUGUCACUAACCGAUACUCAGCAGAGCGCAAUUGUUCCUGUAACAGCUCCGUCUCAUGUAGGGCAUUGGCGACGCUUGCAAUCCACACAUAGUCCUACCUAAGCUUCUACUCUGUCGUGCACGCCCUAGUAACGUCUAUCACCUGGCAAAGCGGAGCGGCAUGCGGGCGCUGAACUUCGACUGGUGGGCUCGGACAGACGGGGCGCAAGCGACGACUAGGCGAAUACUAAGGGACUGCCGUGGAACAUGCCCCUUGGUUCUGCAAACUAAAGCGUUGUUGACGCUGUGCCUACUGCUUUUCAUCGCUGGGCGGCGUUAUGUUGCAGCAAGCACCGAUUCUGAAGUCGGCAUCGGCGAGGGCGACAGCUGGCUGAUGACGGAUAGCACCCUUUCGACGAAAGGGCGUUGGCGUGUGGCUUCCAGGAUAUUAGCACAGGACGGAGCAGGGCCUGCCUAUCCAUUAGAACCACCAGCCUACCCAGCAUCAAUGCCACCUCCAUACGGGACUUCAGACAGCAACCCAGACAUGUUGUCAAGUCAGCCCCCGUCAUACCUCGGACCUCCCACAUACCCCACAUACGCUAGCCCGACACCAACACCAACAUCCCCAGUUAACCCUCAACCGCCCUCACCAGCUUAUACUGCCUCUCAUCAGAUGCCCCCACCCUCGUUUUAUGGUCCAUCAACAAUGCCGGUUCAGCUCCCUCCCCCAGCACCCAGCCCGCCUCCUCCUUACACGCCAACGUAUGCGAGCCCGCCAUAUCCUCCUACCUUUCAGCCGCCAUCGCCUAAUGGCCCGCCAACAAUGCCGGUCCAGCCCCCUCCCCCAGCACCCAGCCCGCCUCCUCCUUACACGCCAACGUAUGCGAGCCCGCCAUAUCCUCCUACCUACCAGCCGCCGUCGCCUAAUGGCCCGCCGACAAUGCCGGUCCAGCCCCCUCCCCCAGCACCCAGCCCGCCUCCUCAUUACACGCCAACGUAUGCGAGCCCGCCAUAUCCUCCUACCUUUCAGCCGCCAUCGCCUAAUGGCCCGCCGACAAUGCCGGUCCAGCCCCCUCCCCCAGCACCCAGCCCGCCUCCUCCUUACACGCCAACGUAUGCGAGCCCGCCAUAUCCUCCUACCUUUCAGCCGCCAUCGCCUAAUGGCCCGCCGACAAUGCCGGUCCAGCCCCCUCCCCCAGCACCCAGCCCGCCUCCUCCUUACACGCCAACGUAUGCGAGCCCGCCAUAUCCUCCUACAUACCAGCCGCCAUCGCCUAAUGGCCCGCCGACAAUGCCGGUCCAGCCCCCUCCCCCAGCACCCAGCCCGCCUCCUCCUUACACGCCAACGUAUGCGAGCCCGCCAUAUCCUCCUACCUUUCAGCCGCCAUCGCCUAAUGGCCCGCCGACAAUGCCGGUCCAGCCCCCUCCCCCAGCACCCAGCCCGCCUCCUCCCUACUACACAGGCACGCCACCAUCGCCCAUCAAUCCGCCGCCUUCAUACCCUGCCCCUCACUCCACAGAGCCAGUUCAGCCCCCUGCUGUGGCACCUAGCCCGCCUCCCCCCGACACAGCCAUUACCAGAAAGCCUCCAAGCCCAGUGCCUGUAGACUCCAGCCCCCCACCUCCGUACCCACCUGCAUACCCCAGUCCUCUCCCACCCAGCCCUCCUUACCCUCCGCCGCCAUCGCCUACACCUCCCAGCCCGCAGCCUCCGGCACCGACGCCUCCCAGCCCUCAGCCGCCCUCGCUCGCUCCCCUGUACCCUCCACCUCCGUCGUCCGCUCCUCCUUACCCACCACCUCCCUCCCCCUCACCUCCCAGCCCUCAGCCUCCUUCAACACCACCGUCCGGCCCCUUACCACCCUCCCCAAGCCCGCCUAGCCCUCCACCACCCUCCCCCUCACCUCCCAGCCCCCAGCCUCCUUCGACCCCACCGUCCAGCCCCUUACCACCCUCCCCCUCACCUCCCAGCCCUCAGCCUCCUUCGACCCCACCGUCCAGCCCCUUACCACCCUCCCCCUCACCUCCCAGCCCUCAGCCUCCUUCGACCCCACCGUCCAGCCCCUUACCACCCUCCCCAAGCCCCCCUAGCC
This is a messenger RNA of Astrephomene gubernaculifera, 2214 nucleotides long. NCBI's taxonomy places the organism in Eukaryota, Viridiplantae, Chlorophyta, Chlorophyceae, Chlamydomonadales, Astrephomenaceae. The record is from the annotation of a GenBank genome assembly.